Molecule: messenger RNA, 2162 nt
Organism: Spirodela intermedia
Lineage: Eukaryota; Viridiplantae; Streptophyta; Magnoliopsida; Alismatales; Araceae
Source: the annotation of a GenBank genome assembly
AUGGCAUCGACGGAUCCUCGUGUAUCUUCCCACCGGCUGCGACGCUUCGCCGUGCUCAAGACGGGGCACGGCUCCGACUACACGGAACGCGCCUACGGGGGCUACGCCCAGAUGAUUGCGAGGCUUCUCAGGGACCAAGAUGAGGGAGAAGGGGAGGUCUGGGACAUCUUCUCAGUGAUCGAGGGGGACUUUUCCUUUCUGGAACAUGGCGGGGACGAUUACUACGAUGGUUACGUCAUUACGGGCAGCGCCGCAGACGCCCAUGCAACGGAUGUCGACUGGAUUAACUGCCUCUGCGACGCCCUCGUCCUCCUCCAUCGCCAGGGGAAGAGGCUGCUCGGCAUAUGUUUCGGUCACCAGGUAUCACGCCCUGUCCUCGAUCUCCCCUCCUUUCCUCUUUCCACAUUCGCCUUCCUCUUCUAACUGGCGUUACAUUCUGUCACUCGCUCGUCCCCGCCGCCGCCGCCGCCGCCGUCGUCGUCGAGGAUUCCCGAAAUACUCAAUUGGGAACCUCACUCGUGCAAAAACAACGUAGAUUCUUGCACGGGCACUCGGUGGCAAAACGGGAAGGGCUGAGGUUGGUUGGGAGGUCGGAGUAAAGUCUCUACAAGUUGACUCUGAGAAAGUAUCCCAUCUCUACGGGUUGGCAUUUCCUUCUACAGUCCGUGCCAUUGAGAGCCACCAGGACCAGGUGACAUCCCGUUCCUCAACUUAUGUAUGCACACCAAACGGUGACGCCUCUGUUCCAAGCUAAUGAAACGCUCCUUUCCAAUUGCGCUCAAAUUUUUCUAUGCUCUAUACUUUAUGCUCACUGCGUGGUAACGAAAAUCGUAGAUCAUCUACAACUACCGUUUCCUCUAUCCAGUAUAUGUCUAAAUUUGAGGCACCUGCCUCACGCUCCCCUGUGGCAAAAUGUGUACAGUACAACUCGUCGCUCGGUCAUCCACUUCUGCUGCCCAGGACUCCUUAUUUUCUUCCCCUCCCUUUUAAUGUUGUUACAUCUACGCUUAAUUUUUCGUUCAGUUGUUUUCAUCAAUUUUAUAUGUAUUAUUUAUAUUUUCCCUUUUUUAAAUGCUUAAAUAGAAGAUCUAGUGUCCAAACAUUUGAGCGACUCGUUGUGUGGGAAUUUUUACACCCAGAUGUCUCGUGCUUGUAUUCCAGUGGAAUAAUCUCAGUGGUGAUUCCCUAGACGUUUUGACAAUUAAAGAAAAAUGAGUCAAGAAAUGUGCUAUCUAGAUGAAGUAUUUUUAGCAUGCUUCUUACUGCUUUGGGUAAAUAGGAUUUUUUCGGCGAUUGGCAGCAGCUCCGAUGCAUGUGUUUCUUUACACCGGUUUCAGUUGCACAGUAGGGUUUGCAUUUAUUUUAUUCAUAUUCUCGUUGAAUGGUGUACGGGGUCUACAAUGAUCUUCAUACGAAGAAAAAUGGGCAUCGUUUUGAUGGAUGCUGAACUACGCAUGACUAAUUUUGUUGCAAAUGUUUCAGGUCUUAAUUCCUCCCCCAGGAGCUGUCCAGUUAGCAUCUUCUGAGAGAACAAAAGUUGAAAUGUUUGCUGUUGGGGAUCAUGUUCUAGGCAUGCAAUGUCAUCCUGAAUUUUCAGAGGAUGUAAUGAUAGACCUAAUAAAUAGCCGCAUUUCCAGGAAAAUUAUCAGUGUACAUCUCUGAACUUCAAUGUGGUUAACAUCUUUUCCUUCGUCAACCAUAAGUUGCCAGAUAUCACAAUUUAAGAUAGUGGUUUCUCUGAAGAGAAUUUUUCAUUGAUUUUACUUUGAACUGUUAGGCUCUUUCCAUUGUGUUCAACAUUGCUGUUUUCUCACCCAUUUGUCGUUCCAUGAAUCGUAUUCUGCUCAGUCAUGCUUUCAUCUCAACCUUAACACUCAAAACAGAGUUUCGGUUUAUUCCUAUUAAGGGAAAUAACUUUCCUGAUGGUUUUGCUUUCCUACCUUGUGUGGCCGAUGAUGUUUGAAACCGAACUACCACCUUUCAUUUCAUUUCCUCCUGCGACUGUACCAAUGAUUUUCCUCCACUUCCCGACCUGGAUUUGAUGCCUUUCAUUUUUCCAGGAUGGAGUGGCAAAGGAGGCAUUAGAAAGUUUUCAAACGGGCCAAGCAGAUCAAGAUCUGCUCAUAGUAUUAUGCAAGACAUUCCUCAAGAGAUGCCCGUGA